This is a messenger RNA of Oncorhynchus masou masou (cherry salmon), 2198 nucleotides long. RefSeq names its product zinc finger protein 583-like. Lineage: Eukaryota; Metazoa; Chordata; Actinopteri; Salmoniformes; Salmonidae. Gene Ontology annotation, biological process: regulation of transcription by RNA polymerase II. The transcript has a single exon. The record is from RefSeq and is a predicted model, not a curated record. Gene Ontology annotation, molecular function: DNA-binding transcription factor activity, RNA polymerase II-specific; RNA polymerase II cis-regulatory region sequence-specific DNA binding. The coding region runs from base 246 to 1019 and encodes 257 amino acids. Gene Ontology annotation, cellular component: chromatin; transcription regulator complex; PcG protein complex.
CGCUGAACACCGUCCUCAAGUCAGAGACGGACACCAAGACUUUAACUGUAAUACACAGGCCUUUACACACAGGAUCUGACGACAGGUCAGACCCAGAGAGUCUGGGACUGGGGAGACUGGGCUGUCCUCCUGCUCCCGGCUCAGAGUAUUUACUUUAUGGUAACCGAAGCCUGGUUCAUUCCCAUCGGGUCUCAGGUGACGCGUUAGAAACGGGCAAUUAUCUAUCUCUCUCUUACCCUACAGAGAUGGACCCUGGCAACAUAUCCAUGGGUUUAGAGAGACAGGCUGAUCCGUCUAGAGGGGACUGGAACCGAUACAGUAGUAGUGUAUACUCUGAGGGGUGCCUAGAUAAGAAAGGGGAAGGUCUGGUCGAAGAUGAAGUGACUGUGAAAGUGGAGGGCGACUUUCCUCCCACAUGGAAUGCAGCUUGUCACCUAGGAGAUGGAUUCUCACAGGGCAGAGAUUUCUUAGAUUACAGUUUAAAGACCAAUCUAAAUGUCCCGACCCACUCCCCUUUACACGCGCUCAGGGAUCGCGGCCCAGUGUCCACGUCGAUGGCGCCUUCCGAUUUACAAGGCCGCGUCCUUUUUGAUCAGGUAUUGAACUCUAACGACAUGGCUAGAGUCCAGACUCAGGGAAAGGGAGCCACAUCAGGCAGUAGUAAAGAGAAACGGUUCCUCUGCAUGUUCUGUAACAAAGCCUUCAGCUGCACCCAGAAGGUAGAGAUCCACCAGAGGAUCCACACAGGGGUGAAACCCUUUAGCUGUACCCAGUGUCACAUGCGCUUUUCCCAGGCUGGCCACCUGAAGAGGCACCAGAGGGUCCACACAGGGGUGAAACCCUUCAGCUGUACCCAGUGUCAAAUGCGCUUUGCCCAGGCUGGUGACCUGAAGAGGCACCAGAGGGUCCACACAGGGGAGAAACCCUUCUGCUGCCAGCUGUGUGAGAAGAGGUUCUCCCGCCAGCACCAGCUGAAGAUGCACCUGAAGAUCCACACGGGAGAGAGGCCAUUCUCCUGAAGGCAUAUAUAGAUUUCCGUGUUGAAUAUUGCUGGGUAGAAUAUUUCAUCCAGACAAUGUGUGAUAUAAGGCAUACAUAUAUACACACACACUGAAUCGUAUAGGAACCCAGAAAGUGGUCAACAAAUCAAAGUAGCUGCCCUCUGCCUUGAUGACAGCUUUGGCAUUCUUUCAACCAGCUUCACCUAGAAUGCUUUUCCAACAGUCUUGAAGGACUUCCCACAUAAGCGUAGCACUUGUUGGCUGCUUUUCUUUCACUCUACAGUCCAGUUCAUCCCAAUUGGUUAGAGGUCAGGUGAUUGUGGAGGCCAGGUCAUCUGAUGCAGCACUCCAUCACUCUCCUCCUUGGUCAAAUAGCCCUUACACAGCCUGGAGGUGUGUUGGGUCAUUGUCCUUUUGAAAAAGAAAUGAUAGUCCCUCCUAAGCACAAACCAGAUGGGAUGGCGUAUCGUAGCAGAAUGCUGUGGUAGCCAUGCUGGUUAAGGGUGGUUUGAAUUCUAAAUAAAUCACACCACUUCCUCCAUGCUCCAGUGGGAACUACACAUGCAGAGAUCAUCCGUUCACCGACUCUGCGUCUCACAGACACAGCGGUAGGAGCCAAUCUCAAAUUUGGACUCAUCAGACCAAAUGACAGAUUUCCACCAGUCUAAUGUCCAUUGCUCGUGUUUCUUGGCCCAAGCAAGUCUUCUUAUUGGUGUCCUUUAGUAGUGGUUUAUUUUCAGCAAUUCGACCAUGAAGGCCUGAUUCACACAGUCUCCUCUGAACAGUUGAUGUUGAAAGGUGUCUGUUACUUGAACUCUGUGAAGCAUUUAUUUGGGCUGCAAUUUCUGAGGCUGGUAACUAAUGAACUUAUCCUCUGUAUUCUGCCCUUGAGUUAUCUUCGAACAGGAUGGCAGCACACUCUGCAACAGAGGUAACACUGGGUCUUGAAGAAAACGUUCAAAGUUCUUGAAAUUUUCCGGAUUGACUGACCUUUAUUUUAAAGCAAUGACGGACUGUUGUUUCUCUUUGCUUAUUUGAGAUAGCCCUAUUUGGUAAAAUACCAAGUCCAUCUUCUGUAUACCACCCCUACCUUGUCACAACACAACUGAUUAGCUCAAACACAUUAAGGAAAGAAAUGUCACAAAUUAACUUUUAACAAGGCAUACCUGUUAAUUUAAAUGCAUUCCAGGUGACUAC